Messenger RNA from Anguilla rostrata (American eel), 2409 nucleotides. RefSeq names its product V-set and transmembrane domain-containing protein 2B-like. Gene Ontology annotation, cellular component: membrane. The coding region runs from base 841 to 1614 and encodes 257 amino acids. The record is from RefSeq and is a predicted model, not a curated record. The transcript is spliced from 5 exons. Lineage: Eukaryota; Metazoa; Chordata; Actinopteri; Anguilliformes; Anguillidae.
GACGUCAAUGGAAUUUAUCCUCCUCGGAUGAGCCGCUUGUUGAUUUGAAAGACGAAAGGACUGGUUCGGUUCCAGCGCUAGUCUUGCAGCAUAUAGAGUUGCGCACAUUCAGCGCGCGCACACGCAAAAUCUCUCUCUCUCUCUCUUUACCCCCCUCUCUCUUUCUCUCUCUCACACACACACACACACACACACAGACAUACGCAUGCACACACUCACACAUACACUGUGCUCGCUGGUUGGGAAAUGCCAAAGCGCCUCAUCACUGCUGCGUGCUUUGCGCUUGAAGCAGAAGGAUCCGAACGCGCCAGCAGAAAUUACCGAGUGAUCUCCUGGUAUAGAGUAUAACGAGGGAAUCGCUCGUCCACGGCAGAUCAAAUAUUUUUUUUCUGGGAGAAAGACACAUACGGGAUGAUUUGGUGAUGGGUGUUGGAGAGGAGUCCGAGAGAGCUUCCCUUGAAGUGGAAAGCAAAAGGUACAGGUUUCUAACAGCCGUCAAUAAGUUUCGUUUCGACUUCGGGAAGCACAUCGGGAAAUAAGGAACCGUAGAUGUAAAGGAAUAACCCAAUCUCCAGAGAACUGCGCGGCUGUGCCCAUAGGCUACGCAUCUGUGGGCGAGAGGGAUUUUGCGUCUGUCACCUUUGGAUUAUAUUUCUGUUUUCCUGCCUACACUACUGCGUUGGGAGUGUUACUUGGAUUUUGGAGAGUACUCGCGACAUUUUGGAAGAGUAAAUCAGACACUUAUAUCGUCUGCUCACAAUGGAAAUGCCAAUGUGAUAAGUAUUAGAGGUCAGAUGAUCAUCGUCCCUUGUUCUUUAAUCUAACUAUCGUAUUUAUGAGAUGGAAAAACGGGGACUCUACGGCGUCCUUUGUUAUCUAAUGCUAAAUGCACCCCUCUUGUUUUAUGUAAAUGCCACAUUUACAGAAGUGCCAAAAGAUGUAAAUGUCGGCGAGGGAGAAGAUAUCGAGAUGCCCUGCGCAUUUAAGGCCAUCGGAUCUACACCGUUCUCCCUGGAAAUUCAGUGGUGGUAUCUUAAGGAAGCAGCGCCCAGAGAACUUGCGCACGAGCUGCAAAUUAGCUCCCCUGCGAACAGAGCAAAGGUUGGCCCCAGGGAUGCAACAAAAAUAAGUACGGUGAGGGUGCAGGGCAAUGCCAUCUCUCACAGGCUCCGCCUCUCCAACGUGCGCAAGGUGGAUGAGGGCGUGUACGAGUGCCGGGUGACGGGCAACAACGCCGACGAGACUCAGGAACACAAAGCGCAGGCCAUGCUGCGGGUGACCCCGCGCGACGGCAUGGUGGCCGAGGAGGCCGUCUCCCACAUCCAGAACAGGUGGCCCUCGAGGAACAGCAACGCCCCGUCCGCCGGCCGGGCCACCCCCGCGCCGGGUCAGGGCAAGCCCCGCCCGCCAAAUCUGGCCGGUCCCGCCCCCGCGGCCUACACGACGGCGGCUGGCUCUGCAGCAAAGUCCUCGGCUUCACCCCGGCCCGGCAAUGCAGCCAUCCUCCAGCAGCAGCACGGCGCCGGUUCUGGAGCCAUCAUCACCACUGACCCUCUCCUGUGCAUCUUCCUAUUGGUUCUGCACAGGCUCCUCCCCUUCCUGUUCACCCACUGAAAGACUCCAACCAAUCAUCACCCUGCUAUAUUUCCACUCAAUGUACCAAACAACAAAGGGAAUAGUAUAUACCCAUAUGGCACACCACCAUGGACGUUGACAGUGAAGGACUUUUGGAAAGAGCCCGCAGUCUUCUGAACGGAACUUUAACAGAAGACUCGCGUCUCAGCGGGAUGUAAAUGGAUUGCAUAAGAAGCAUGAAAAAAAUCUAAAUAAAUAAGGGAGUAUAUGUGAAAACGAGCUUCACCACUUUUGUUAUGCACACACAGUCAACGGCCACAAAAAAAAAGGAUGCAUCAGUCAAGUUUCCAAAUACUAGAGUCUGCCCUGCAAUGUGCAUGGCUGUCAUUAAUUUAUUUCCUGGUACGUUUUUAAUUUUGUCAAUAUUUUCAUCGUAUUUUGUUUUGCAGGCACUGUGUAGGUUCCAUUUUUUAUUUUUUAUUUUUCCUUUUUUUUUGCAUGAGUCGGUGAUCGGUUAGAUAUCGUUUUUCAUUUCAGACACAUCAAAGAUGAGGCUCUGUCAUGUUCAAUCCUGGAGCAGGGACUAUGUGUAGGUCUGUGUGUUCAGCUUCCUGUGUUUCUUUCCCUUUUGUUUUAAAACAUGUUAUUGAUGUAAACAACUAUGUCCUUCUUCUAUAUUUUGAUUAAAUAAGGCACACCUUAUCAUAGUUGUUGUUAGUCACCCUUAAUAAUGUUUAUUUUUAUUAAAGAUAUGGUGAUCAAGGUACGACAUUCAUUUAUAAAAAGUAUUGGUAUGUUGCCUACACUACGUGAAAUAAAAGUUGUUUUUUUAAA